AUGGCUACCACAGUUCAGCGUGGCCCGGGUGGCAGCAUCAUCAAGGCAGCCCAACACAUAGACAUACCGAGCCUAGACCUUCUCUCGGUGCUCUUCGACUCGAAGAUCUGCGAAGCCGAUGACCAGACCAUCAUAACCGCCGACGCCGCCGAUCCCCAGCACAAGCACCUGACGAGAUCCCGCUUGCGGCACCUCACGACACAGCUCGCGCACGCCCUGCGCCACACCUACGGCAUCGGGCGGGAGGGCCGCAACAAGGAUGUCGUGCUCGUCAACACCCAAGGCCACUACAUGCUGCCCACCCUCUUCUACUCGACCGUCGCCGCCGGCGGCAUCUACAGCGCCGCGAGCCCCUCUUCCACAUCAAGCGACCUGGCAUACCUGGUGGGGCUGGUCGAGCCCAAGGUGAUAAUAUGCGACGCACACACGCGGGCGGCGACGGAGGAGACGGUGCGCCAGCUGAAGUUCCCCGCGGAGCGGCUUCUGGUCCUGGGCGACGACCCGGCGCUUGAACUAAGGGUGCAAGGGGGCGGCAGGAGGGUGGAGCUUUCGCCGUCCAGGACGCUGCAGUGGGAGCGCAUCACCGACCCGAGGGAGCUGGCGGAUUCGGUCAUCUGUAUACUGUUCUCCAGCGGGACGACUGGCCUGCCCAAGGGCGUCAAGCUGAGCCAUUUGAACCUGUUCGCCGAGGCUUAUUGCAACAUGGAGCCGAACAAGGAAUGGGAGGCGCGCGAGCGGCCCGAUCUCAAGUAUCACACUUUGGCACACCUCCCCGCUGCGCACAUCGCAGGCGUCCAGGGCUACCUCGUCAAUGUGCUGUACCGCGGUGGCACGAUCUACUGGAUGCCAAAGUUCGACUUUGCAAAGUUCAUCGAGUACACCAAGCGGUACAGGAUCACGAAUUUCUUCAGCGUCCCGCCCAUCUACCUCGCCCUUGCGAAACACCCCGGCAUCACGGAUCAGUUCGACACGAUCGACCACGCGUUCAGUGGGGCAGCGCCUCUGGGCUCACAAAUCCAGGCUGAGGCGGAGAAGAAGAUGGGCAAGGGACGGGCAAAGCUAACACAAGUCUGGGGGCUGACCGAGACGACUGGUGCGAUCACUGCUAUGCCGCCUGGUGAGACUGACUUGACUGGGAGCGUCGGCCCGCUCGUCGCAAACCACGAGGCCCGGAUUGUGGACGACGAAUCGAGAGAUGUCGAACCUGGUGAGAGGGGCGAGAUAUGGGUCAGGGGACCGGUAGUAACAAAAGGCUAUUGGAGGAAUAGCAAGGCGGACGCUGAAAGCUUCGUGGAUGGGUGGUUCUGCUCGGGCGACAUUGGUUUGUACAAGGACGGCAGGUUCUACAUUGUCGACCGGAAGAAGGAGCUCAUCAAGUAUAAGGGGAUGCAGGUCGCCCCGGCGGAGCUUGAGGCAACGCUCCUGUCUCAUCCAAAGAUUUCAGAUGCAGCUGUGAUCGGGGUUGAGAAAGACGGUACAGAGGUGCCAAGGGCAUACGUUGUACCAGGCACCAAGGACCUUACAGGUGAGAAGAUCGCAAGCUGGGUAGACGGGAAGGUCGCGAACCACAAGAAGCUGCGGGGCGGCGUCGUGCUGGUGGAUGCGAUACCCAAGAGCCCGGCGGGUAAGAUCUUGCGGAAGGUUUUGCGUGAUCAGGCGAAGGCGGAGAAGACGCUAGCUAAGUUGUGA
Molecule: messenger RNA, 1689 nt
Organism: Diaporthe citri
Lineage: Eukaryota; Fungi; Ascomycota; Sordariomycetes; Diaporthales; Diaporthaceae
Exons: 4
Coding region: 1-1689 (562 amino acids)
Biological process (GO): secondary metabolic process
Molecular function (GO): CoA-ligase activity
Source: RefSeq, a predicted model, not a curated record